Molecule: messenger RNA, 1789 nt
Organism: Suillus paluster
Lineage: Eukaryota; Fungi; Basidiomycota; Agaricomycetes; Boletales; Suillaceae
Exons: 2
Coding region: 102-1562 (486 amino acids)
Source: RefSeq, a predicted model, not a curated record
AAGUAGAAAGGAACGACAGCUUCCUUCGAUUACAUCUCCCAAACACUAGUAGCAGUGAUCAGCGACUGGUCCUGAGGCCUGAGCGCUGAGCCAUAAUCAUAAUGGCUCCUACGGACCUCGAAGACGCAAUCGCUCAACAUAUCUUCGAUGAAACCCCCAUUCAUUUGAUCCACAUUGCGGAGAUGAAGCUCAUCGAUCGCGGUGCUGUUUUGCGUCACUUUCUCGCGGUUGUACGAGACGUGACAGAAGAAGACAUCCAGGCACAGUGCGCAGAGCUCCGUCUUUCCAGAGAAGAUGUUAUCGCCAACAUCGUGCGAAAACGUGUACGAUAUGCGAUCUUCUCCCACAGAUGGCUUGCUGGAGGAGAAGUGACUUAUCAAGAGAUGACGGGGAGCAUUCAGCCCCGCGGUCCUGGAUUCGAAAAAUUGCAGAGCUUUUGCGCAGCCGCGUCGAGAUAUGGAGUGGCUUUCGCUUGGUCGGAUACAUGCUGCAUCGACAAAACUAGUAGUUCUGAGCUCGACGAAUCGAUCCGAUCCAUGUUCAAGUGGUACCGCAACUCGUCGAUCUGCAUCGCAUAUCUCGCUCAAACCGUCAGAGUUGCUGAUUUGGAAAAGGAUCUAUGGUUCACCAGAGGUUGGACGCUACAAGAGCUUCUGGCCCCAAAGCGGUUGAAGUUCUUUGGAGCUGGAUGGUUGCCGUUGACCAUGCAGGAUAACGACAAGGCUGAUUAUCACGUUAUCAAGAUGAUAGAAAGAGUCACGUCUAUCUCUAGCCGCGAGCUCAGCGAGUUUAUCCCUGGCUCGCAUGAUGUCGCAAAACGCAUGACGUGGGCUUCCAACAGGAAGACCACGAGGGGGGAGGACAUGGCGUAUUCCCUCAUGGGAAUUUUCAACGUCGUCCUGCCCAUUGCUUAUGGAGAAGGGUCAGAACGAGCAUUCUUCAGGCUUGUCGAAGCAAUCAUCCAGACGUCGGACGAUCUGCGGAUUUUCAAUUGGGCAGGUCGUCCCGCCGUCACGAAUCAUCCUUCCCGAGCUCUUCCCUCGUCGCCAAGAUGCUACGUCGGACAGCCAUAUUGCUCUCCGAUUCGAAGAGAAUUUUCGCUGACGAACAGUGGGCUACGCAUCAAGCUAGUCAUCCUGCCAGCCGAGCUGACCUCGCGACUCGAUGUCCAUGUAUCCUUUCGCCAAGUCACAUUUCACAGUGAAAUAGACGGCGUGCCCAUAACGGAUGUCGCCGUAACAGGAAACUUCCUGUCUUAUGGGGACCAUGUACAGGAUGCUGCCGCGGAUGUUGAUAGCAUCGUCUCAGACUAUGCUCUUGGGGUCUGGAACUAUCUGGAGUCCCCAUCCGGAGAUGCCGAGCUUCCUCGUAAUUGCCUCGCCUUUGUAUUGAUGCGAACAGUAGAGCCAGUGCCUGUCAUGAGCAUUAACCACCACUGGUCCAAGAAUCCGUGGCGCAAAUAUUCGACUGGAAGCUUCGUCGAGUUUCGACCCGAAUUCUUCACUGAUUCUUCUGAGGCCCGCCUGCCCUUGAAACGAUUUGUGGAGCUUGUAUCGCUUUGAUUACUUUUGUGGUCGAGUGAUACUGUCACACCAUUCUUUGCACAACGUACCAUCUACCAGUAAUCAAACUUACAUCGAUGAUGAGUUGGGCUCGGCGCCCCUCGUGUAUGUGACUAGUUCGGACUCAAUAAACACUACCGAGAACUUACUAAUACCAGUUUGAGAUUGAGACUACCAAGUACUUACUUACAAUACUAAGUUAUUUCUUAACUCGCAUGACCGCAGCU